AUGCUUUUUCCUCGUUUCGCUGUGAUCGCAGCCACCGCUAUCGGGUUUGCUGGUUCCGCAAAGGCAGCGCCUGUCACCGCCGCCUCUCUCGCCGUCCGCGCGACGCUCUGCGCAAGUCCCUCCGGCGACGCAGGCACCUACAGCCAGCCCUGCGACACCUACGCCCAGACAAUCAACUGCCCGAACGGUAUCCGCAACGCGACAGCCGGCGUCGUCCUUCUCGUCCACGGCACAGGUUCGACCGGCCCGGAGACUUGGGACAACGGGCCGUACAUCCAGCUGCUGCCCAACGCUGGACCCGGAUUCGACGUCUGUAAGAUUACCUUGCCGGGGAGGAGUCUCGGCGACGUGCAGACGACGAGCGAGUACGUCGCUUUUGCGAUUCAGCAGCUCGCUGCGCAAUCGCAGACGGGCAAGGUCGGGAUCGUCUCGCACUCGCAAGGCGGUUUGAACGUGCAGUGGGCGCUCGACUUCUGGCCGAGCUACCGCCCGCUCGUCUCGGCGUUUGUGGCGCUGGCAGGCGACUUCCACGGGACGGGAGAAGGUCCGCCUGCUUGUCUCGUCCUCGAUGCAACGACCGGCGGCUGUGACCCUUCCGUCAUACAGCAAAGCGUCGGGUCCAACUUCCUCAACGCGCUCAACUCUCGCGGCGGCGUCGCGCUCGUUCCGACCACUUCCAUCUACACCAUCUUCGACGACGUCAUCCAGCCCGAGCUGAUACCCGCAACCAGUCUACUCUCGGGCGCGACAAACGUCCGCCUUCAGGAUUAUUGCGGACCCGGCUACCUCGUCGACCACUUUGUCAUCCCCUUUGCCAGCUUCGCCUAUGCCGUCGCUGUCGAUGCCCUCACUCGGCAGUCGACCGCGCAACCAGACUCGGUCCCGAAGACCUCGUGCGCAUGGCUCCUCGACGACGUCCUCCUCAACAACUUCCAGCGUGGACCGACGAUCCUGCGAGAGGCCGUCACCGAUGCAUCGGCGGUCAUUACCGGUCCCAAGGUUCUCGAGGAGCCGCCUCUCAAGCCCUACGUCUGCGCUCGCGGCGACGCGACGACGGGCUGCGCGUAG
This is a messenger RNA of Rhodotorula toruloides NP11, 1068 nucleotides long. RefSeq names its product lipase B. The transcript is spliced from 4 exons. Lineage: Eukaryota; Fungi; Basidiomycota; Microbotryomycetes; Sporidiobolales; Sporidiobolaceae. The record is from RefSeq and is a predicted model, not a curated record. The coding region runs from base 1 to 1068 and encodes 355 amino acids.